Messenger RNA from Neopsephotus bourkii (Bourke's parrot), 912 nucleotides. Its product is annotated as DNA-(apurinic or apyrimidinic site) endonuclease-like. Lineage: Eukaryota; Metazoa; Chordata; Aves; Psittaciformes; Psittacidae. The record is from RefSeq and is a predicted model, not a curated record. Gene Ontology annotation, cellular component: nucleus. Gene Ontology annotation, molecular function: DNA-(apurinic or apyrimidinic site) endonuclease activity; endonuclease activity; double-stranded DNA 3'-5' DNA exonuclease activity. The coding region runs from base 1 to 912 and encodes 303 amino acids. Gene Ontology annotation, biological process: base-excision repair. The transcript is spliced from 4 exons.
AUGCCGAAGCGCGCCAAAAAGGAGGCGCCGGCGGGAGAGGAGGGAGGCCCCGGUGGCGGGAAGCGCAGCCGGGACGCGUCGGUGCCGUUGCCCCCGGAGACGCCGGUGCGGGAGGUGGCCCCGAGCGGGAAGCGCGUGGGGAUGCGCUUGGUGACCUGGAACGUGGCCGGGCUGCGGGGGUGGCUGCGGAAAGGGGGGCUGCAGUGGGUGCAGGAGCAGGCCCCGGAUGUGCUGUGCCUGCAGGAGACCAAGUGUGGGGCGGGGUCGGUGCCCCCCGAGGUGCGGGAGCUGCGGGCUCUGCCCCACCAGUACUGGGCCAGUCCCGAGGGGCGCCCCGGGUACAGCGGAGUGGGGCUGCUCUGCAGGGAGGAGCCAAUGAGGGUCACCUAUGGGAUCGACGACCCCGAACACGACCCCACCGCCCGCGUCAUCACCGCCGAGUUCCCUUCCCUCUUCGUGGUCUGCGCCUAUGUCCCCAACGCUGGGCGGGGCCUGACCCGCCUGGAGCCCCGCCUCCGCUUCGACGCCUCCUUCCGCUCCUUCCUGUCCCGCCUCGACGCCCUCAAACCCGUCGCCAUUGGUGGAGACCUCAACGUCGCCCACACCGACCUCGACCUCCGGCACCCCUCGACCAAUCGGCGCUCGCCGGGGUUCACCAAUGAGGAGAGGAGCGGGCUCAGCGCCCUAUUGGACGCCGGGUUCGUCGAUGCCUUCCGGGUGUUGAACCCGGGCCUGCCCCACGCGUACACGUUCUGGACCUACUUAGGGGGCGCUCGGGAGCGCAAUGUGGGGUGGAGGUUGGAUUAUUUCCUGCUCUCGCGGAGGUUGGGGGAGGAGCUUUGCGAUUGUAAGCUCAGGCCUAAGGUGAUGGGGAGCGACCAUUGUCCUGUGGAGCUGUAUUUGGCGGUGUGA